AAUUCGUUGACGUUUCGCAAGGGCGCCAAAGCCAUUGUUUUGAUUUCAUUUAAUAAACGAAAAAAAUAUUUAUACGAUUAAAGUAACUAACUUUAUAGCGAAAAAUAUGAUAUACAGUCAAGACUACGCCCGCUCUAUAGACGAUGUGCGCACGAUCGUUCGGCACGCCAAGCUCGACCACAAAAAUCUUACAAACGUUGCCCAGGCAAUUUACUAUCCCACGGAGAGCGAGCACCAUGAUUUGGGCAACAUCAAGUUGCUCGAGGUGGAUGAGCAUAUUCUGGGCGAGCUUAAAACCGGCAGCGAAAUGUGUUUCAAGGGUGCGUUGAACGAGAAGGUUGUUUUCUGCACCGAAUCACGCACCUACGAAGUGAAGGAGGCCGAAAUUUCAAACAGUUUGCUCUUGGUAAAGAAUCUGAAGCUUGCACAGGCCACCAGCCGAUCGCCAAUCAAAAGCCCCAAGAGCGGCGUCAACACGUCGAUGGACAGCAGCAUAGAGGAAGAGGAUUCCGAAACGAUCGACUCGGUGGACGAGGUGGAGCGGAAGGAUGUGGUAAAAAUAUUUCACGAUUAUUUCGAAUUGCGCCAGGUGAAGCCGAAGUACCGUAAAAUUAUCGAUCUGCUCCGUUUGACCCGGUACGCUGGGCCAGAGAAUGAGCAUCUCAUCGAACGUUCGUUGCUGUUCCGGUUUAAACAGUUGCUCGACACGGUACAGUGCAGCAAGGACGAGUUCCAUGAAGGGCUAAAAAAAUAUCGUGCCAUCGAGAUAGAAGAUCGUGUGCGAAUGUUGGACCUAGAAUACGAAUACCGCGUACUCACCUUGCUCCUAUCCGUGGUAUCGGAAAACUCUUGGGAACCGGACGCAAUCGACAAGGAAGUGACGCUGGAAGCGAUGCAGGGCAUCAUUCCGUACGAGGUUGUGGACGGCAUAUUCAACGUGUACACCUGCCGCAGUGAACGCAUGCCGGACCGGUUCCAGUAUCGCGAGGAUCUCGUGUGCGCAUUGUUCGCCGAAAAGAUCCUUCAGCACGGGCUCAAGUUUCAUAUUGAUGAAUUUCUCGUCACCUGGCAGGAGGCACUGCCCGAGGGUUUCGAAGCAAACGAGCAGUAUCUGCGCGGCAUCGGCAUUAUCGAUCGGGAGGGCAGUGUGCCGUGCGUGCGCGGACUAAACGAAGCGGAUCUGCCCAUGAAUCUGCUGGGUCGGCUCGAUAUGCUGUUCCGAACGAAGGAACGUUGGAACCUGGAACAGAUCGAACCGUACAUUGAGUGCUUUGCGACACCCACCGUGGGUGUUACCUCCAUUCUUGCCAAGUACACACGUUCGCUGGUCGUGAAUGGCGUUCGGAUGUACGUGUCGAAGCAUUAGGAGUUUUGCAAGCAAGAAAAGCAUUUCGGUUUUAAAAUAUGAAAAUUUGUAAUAUGUACCUUACCGAAAGAAAAAAAUUCCUUUACGCACACACC
Molecule: messenger RNA, 1461 nt
Organism: Anopheles stephensi (Asian malaria mosquito)
Lineage: Eukaryota; Metazoa; Arthropoda; Insecta; Diptera; Culicidae
Product: sister chromatid cohesion protein DCC1
Exons: 3
Coding region: 107-1366 (419 amino acids)
Biological process (GO): mitotic sister chromatid cohesion; maintenance of mitotic sister chromatid cohesion
Cellular component (GO): chromosome, centromeric region; nucleus; chromatin
Source: RefSeq, a predicted model, not a curated record